CCGCGCUGACCCUUUCAAGGCGGCAGCCGCAGCGCCUCCCCUUUGUGACGUCAUUAUCAGCAAUCCCGUGACUAAGCGAACGCCCACUGCGGCCUCGAGCCCGAUUGCAGCCAAAUCAAUCUGACUUCUGCAGUCAUCGCCACCAUGCCGGAUCCCGCAGGGCCUCGAGCUUUGUACCGCCUGUGCGAUUCGUUGAGUGGCGUUAACUGGCGCCCGACCAAGUUCGAAGACGAGUUGACGUUGAGUCGCUACGCCUGCUGCGUGUGCCACGUCAUUCCGAGCACGACGGUACUGCUGCCCUGUUCCCACAGUCUGUGCGAGCAUUGUGUAACAGGGUGUGUCGUCCGAGACGGCGACAGUGUCUGUCCCCUGGAUGCCCAGCCUUUCCGUGAAGACGAGUGCCAGAAAAUAAAGCUUCCAGCGAAGACGAAACACAACCUGAAGGCUAAUUGCUGGAAUGAGGCUGAUGGCUGCCGGUUUGUGGGAACCAUAGAAGCAAUUCUGCAGCACUUCGACGAAGACUGCGCGUUCCACGCCCUCCAGUGUCGACGUUGCGAGGAAAGAGUAUUACGCACAGGCAUUGCAGCGCACCAUGUUGCUGGGUGCUCCUUGGAUGCUGAUACUGCUAGCUGUGCUCAGCAGAACUUGCAAGACAGUUCAUCUACCAGUUGUUGCGAGAACGCAACAUUGGGAAUGUGUUCUGCCCUUGGGAGUCAAGUGUACGGCCUCUCCACAAAUUCAGAACACGGGUUUUUCGAUCAUAUCAUCCGUGCAGGCAAUGCACUUGAAAGUAGUUGCCUGCGUGGAAUCAAAAGCAUGGAGUCGGAUAUCAUAUCGAUGAUUGCUCGACAAAUGAAAGCUGGCCUAGAGGAAGUAAAGAUGCUCGUCAGAGACCCCUUAAGUGACCAGCUGUCAUCACUUCAGAGCCAAGUUAAUGAACUCGUUGAACAAUCAAGGCAUCAUGACACUUGCAACAUGCAGGAAGUGGUACACGAAAUUAGGGACUCCCAAAGUGAAUUGAAGCAAGAUGUGCGUGCGCAGUCGCAGCUAAUUGGUCGCAUGCUUAAAGACGUGGAAACUAAAUUCAAAGAAAGUCGCACAACGCAAGUACACGAGCUUAUACAUGCGCUAAAGGGAACAGAACGCGAAAUGAAAAAAGAAGUGAGUAAAGUAGAGGCUAACAUCUCUAAGCAGCUCACUGAGCAUGAGCUGUCUCGGCAAAAAGAACUCUAUUCAUCUGACCAGAAUAGUAAAUCCACAGAAAAAGCCAGGCCCCCUGUCACUUCGGCUUUGGGAAAAGAAGACUUACUGUUGAACACGCAAGAGGGGUUAAUCCCGCUGAAGCUGGAAAUGUUAGUCCACGAAACACUGAUCACUUUGGAAUUUCUGCGGCAGGAGAUUUAUAGGCAACAUGACGAACCAUGGGUUUCGAAUAUUACCAGUUUGUGGGGUACUUAUGACGACAUCUGGACGAAUGUCUCUCAAAGUCGGAGUUUUUGGUUGACCCUGAACAAUGCUGCAGAGAUUUUUAGAAGAGAGGAAUAUGCCUUCACAGUUGUGAAUGUUGCAGUGUACAGAGAUAUGCAUAUUCGGCUUACUUUUAUUUCUUCGCGUCUCUCUACGCCGAAACUACUCGUGGAUGUGGAGUGCAUUAAGACGUUGGGAGAUUCCAGGUUUCCUUUCACUAAGAUCGCUAUAGAGGCACUAGGUAAGCGUAUGGGAGAGACCUUUCUUUUUGCACUGUGUUGUCAAAAAGAAUGCGAAACAUGCCGUGAUAAAAACAUUUCACAUUUUCUUGCCCGUUUCGAGGUAAAAGAAGAAAUGCUAGAUAAACAGCGCUUCAUGAAAGACGGAAAACUUUCGCUGGAAAUUCAUUUUGAUUAAGGAUACAGCUGCAGUUCGCACGCAGUGGACUAUUAUUACUUAUUACACAUAAGCCUAUAUGUGGAAUAUUGUCAAGACAACGUUAGCGCCUUUCCCUUGUCUGUUGCUGAACAUUCGUUUUAGGCUGGGAGGGUUGAACGCGGCUUUAAUUCAUCCACAAGUUUCAUAAGUAGAAAGAUGAACACUUUCCGUUUAUUCCGACCAGAUUUGUGGUGUGGAAACACGGUGGUAACAUAUAGUAAGCCCGAACCGGGUUAGUUUUGGGGCUAUAGCGUUAUUGAUUUUAUGACUGGCACCGCUACAUGCUCCAACGUGUGGAACAACCUUGCAUUGUUACGAGUGUUUUGGGGGGUCUUCCCUGGCAUGGAUAUGACAAUGAAUAAGUUUUAGUGCGCGUGCAACGUGAAUACAUAAAAAACCUUCUUGAUAGAUUGAAUUUACUGGCUAAAACGUGAAUGGCUUUUGCGUUGAGACCACUAACCAAGCGCGGGCUGCAAAAUUAGAUGACGCGUAUAUAGUAUGCAGUGAUAUGCAUGUUCGAAAAACAUUUCGUAUAUUUUAGUUCCACAAGGAUUUGUGAUAGACUGUACACUGUUUUUGAGGACAUGUAAACUUGGCUGUAUAAAGCGUUUCCAAUAAAGUGUGAUUGGUUUUCUUCGUGGAUAAACAAU
This is a messenger RNA of Rhipicephalus microplus (southern cattle tick), 2555 nucleotides long. RefSeq lists its product as uncharacterized. The record is from RefSeq and is a predicted model, not a curated record. Lineage: Eukaryota; Metazoa; Arthropoda; Arachnida; Ixodida; Ixodidae.